UCUGACCUCUUCGCUUUGAGCCACAUGUUCACUCCCAUGGCCGCCGCUUGAGUCAAUGAGCGUAGACGCUGUGCCACGCAGCGAUGUUUGUUCCUGCGCCACGGCAGUUUAGCCUCUCGGAGGAGACCAAGGCGAGCAUCAAGGCAGAAGUGGCGGCGGAAGCCUCCACCGGCUUGCGGGGCGUGCAGGAAUCUCUGUUGCGUGCCGCCAGGAAGGCUCGAGAGCAGAUCUCCAAGGAAUGGAAGGACUUCAAUCCAGGCCCUCCAGUGCUGGCGAAGAAGCGCUGCUUUGAUGUGCACACCGAUGGCUGGGUGGAGGAACAGGUGAUGGUCCAGCUAGACUCUGAAGCCUUUGGCAAAGGAGCCGUGCGGGAGUGCUUCCGCAUGAAGGAGGUACGCUUGGAGACGAGGCAGUUCGCCCACAUGGAAGGCACGGAGCCCAAAGACGACUCCAACCAGGCGGCUUCGCCGCAUCUCAGCUUCGAAGCCAUUGUUUGCGGCCUGAUGGAGCUCCCUCGCAGCAGCCGACGCACCAUUUGGGUGGCGAAGCGUUCCAUCGCAGACCACCAUCGAAAGAUCAUGCACAGGCGAGAGUGUGAGACCGAUGUAAUUCACCAGACCUUCGCAAAACAUUAUGCGGAGCUCUUCAAUCAGGAGGUGCACCGGCAUGCUGUAGAAACUGGCUUGGGCCGCUGUGGGGCACAUGACAUCGACUUUUUGUUGACUCAUGUGGUUGAAAUGCCAGACAGGGUGACCAUGUCUGCGGAAGCCUUCGUGCUGGGUGAGUACCGGAAGCACAACACAAAUGGUGGCUGCACCAUAGGUCCGCGCACCACCCCACAGGCCUUCAGUUACUUUACCUUCAUCAAGUCUGGUCGCCGGCUGAUGAUCGUUGACAUUCAGGGCGUUUUGGAUCUCUACACAGAUCCAGUGAUUCACUUCCUUCCGAGUCAAGUCUCUGGGAAGCUGGCGGGUGCGGACAUGGAGCUGAACUUCGGGAUUCGUGGCUUUGCUUUGUUCCUUUGGAGCCACCGCCGGAAUGACAUCGACCAGCUGUUGAAUCUGCCGAUCUUUGCCCUCUCCCGCCACGAGGAAAGGCAUCUUGCUCCAAGCUCUUCAAGGACAGUCUCUCAGCUGAUUGCAACGACCAAGAAAAAUGCCAUGGUACCUCCGUGUGAGAGCGAUGCUCCUGGCUUUUCGGUGGAGCUGACAGAGAUUCCAAACGUGGAUCUGUCAGAUUGGUGCAACUGGCGCGGGGCAGUGCGGCAUCACAACAGUGAUCCUUUGCCCGAGGACUUGGUUGAGGCUGAGUGCCACAUGGAAAUUGCUGCCAUGUACAACGAGGGCCGCAUCACCUUGCGUCCGGAUGAGCCACGAGGACCUCCCGGGCCGAAGGAGGUGGAGUCGGCUGUCUUCCACCUUGUGGAGGCUGCGCGCCAGGACCUCCCAGAGGCGCUCUUGGCUCUGGCACGGCUGUGCUCCGGGGAAAAGUCAGACUUCCUUCCACAGGUGAAAGGCUUUGAACGAGAAAGCUUGCGGGGACUCUUGGCGAGAGCGGCCACACUGGGCGCCAGGCAUGCCAUGGCCUCCCUUGCAGAUUUGGUCCUCCGAGACUCCACUUCCAGUGUAGAAGAGCUGCAGCUGGCCAGCGAUCACCUUGAGGCGUUUGCAGAAGACAUCCUCGAGGAACGCCGUUUGAAAGCAGCCAAAGCGCAGGAGGAGUCUGAGGAAGAAGAGGAGGAGGAGGAAGAGGAAGAAGAGGAGAUGGACCAGGAACACAAUCGCCUUCACCGUCGGAACUUUGGAUGGGAUGCCCAUGGCUAUGACGCUUCAAGCGCUCUUCGCCGCGCAGCAGAGCUUUUUGAAGGCCCGUUAGCGCAGGUUCCAGACGCAGCAAGUCAAGCAUCCAUCCUGCGUAAACGCAGCGAAGCUGCAAAAGCCAGCUGACAUCGCCAGAAAACGAUUACUGAA
This is a messenger RNA of Durusdinium trenchii, 1970 nucleotides long. The record is from the annotation of a GenBank genome assembly. Lineage: Eukaryota; Dinophyceae; Suessiales; Symbiodiniaceae.